GCGGCGCUGUUGAAUGGAGAAAGCUUUAUUGUUCCCCGCGCCGCCGCCACCGUCACCAUCACCUCCUGGAGCCCGAGUGUUCGCGUGUCCUCCAAACCGCUGUCAAUAAAGAACAGACAGUUUGAAUCGGCGGCGCCGAGCAGCUGGUGCUGAUCCUCAGAGAGGCGUUUUGACAGAAGGGCUAACGGUGCUCUUCUUGCACCUGGCUGGGGCAAUGGAGCUUCCCAACUACAGCUGCCAGUUGCUGCAGCAGCUGUAUACGCUCUGCAAGGAGAGACAGUUCUGUGACUGCACCAUUUCUAUUGGGACAGUUUAUUUCAGGGCCCAUAAACUGGUCUUGGCUGCUGCCAGCCUCCUCUUUAAAACAUUGCUGGAUAAUACAGACACAAUCUCUAUCGAUGCAUCUGUUGUGAGUCCAGAUGAGUUUGCUCUCCUGUUAGAAAUGAUGUACACUGGCAAGCUCCCUGUGGGCAAACACAACUUCUCCAAGAUUAUCUCCUUAGCUGACAGCCUGCAGAUGUUUGAUGUGGCAGUUAGCUGUAAGAAUCUGCUCACCAGUCUCGUGAGCUGCUCUGGUCCAAGUCAAGUAAUAAGAGAUGCUUCCCCUCAGACAGUGGAGCCGUGCAAAAAGGACACUGAUAGACUGCUGGUUGAGAAUCCUUCCCCGAAGAAUGUGCUUGUGUCUUCCCAAGAGGUUCCAUCCCCUCCUGUGGCUCUGAAGGCUGACACUGUGGUGGUGGUCAGUGCAAUGACACAAGAAGCUGGGGGCAUGACUCCUGCCGUGGAGCAGCAGGAGCUUGAUAUGAAUUCUGCUGUUGCCCAGGAAGAGGCUCUGGAGAUUGAAAUGAAGAGCCCAGCUUCACCAACAGAGACUGCCAACAUCCCCCAAAUGCAUUCUCUUUCUCCUGGGAAAGAAGUGGUGGAUGAGGAGGUGGAGGAAGAGGAGGCGGUGGCAGCAGCAUGUACGUCUCAGAAAAUGACAGAGAACAUCACAGAACCAGAGCAUGAGAGGAAGUUGUCUAAGCUGGAUUUCCUUCUGCAAAAUGAAAGCAUCUUCUCUGAAGCACUCUCUGUUGCCCAGGAUGUGCUGAAAAAACUAGACGAAUGUGGAGACAUUAAAAGUCCCCAUAAGGAGGCCAUCUUGGAGUGUCUGGAAGCUAAAGAAGGAAUCUCGACAUUCAAAAGAAUCCUCAGUAAAGUCAGAAACAAUGAGUGCCUCGAUGUUGAGACUGUGAUGUCUUUGUUGGAGCUGUUCCAGGACACCCACCCUGAAAUAAGAGCAGCACUGCAAAAGCGAGAGCCAGAAGAUGGAGAAAACACGCAGCUGAAAAGGAGCACCGAGGAGGGAAAGACCUUGUCCAUCCUGUUACUGGAACACAAAGAGGACCUGAUACAGAGCGUAACCCAGCUGAGACCCAUUAGGGAGUUCCUAGAGACAGCCCCGGGGGACCUUCUGACCUGCGUGGAAAAAGAGGUGAUUUUGAAUUGCUGCGAGGGCGGAACACCCAAGGAGACAAUAGAAAAUUUGCUGCACAGAGUGACUGAAGAGAAAACAUUGACUGCUGAGAGUUUGGUUAAACUCCUUCAGGCUGUGAAGAUCACAUUCCCCAACUUGGACCUUCUGCUGAAGGAUUUACAGAAACAAGCAAGUGUGCCAAGCACUACAGUCCAACCAAGCCCUGAUGAUUUUGGGACUGAGCUCUUGAGACGAUACCAUGAAAACCUCUCUGAAAUUUUCACUGACAAUGAAAUGUUACUAAAGGUGAUCUCAUCUGCAAGCAGUUUAACUUCUGGAGAAAGAGAGGCCAUGGAACAGCUUGUGAAAGGCGACAGCGGGCGUGGUGGCUUUGGCGCCCUGGUCUCCGCAGUGCUGGAAGGACAGCCGCUGUUGGGGAGGGCCAUUUGGAAGGUGCUGCUGGGGGCCCAGACAGCUGAGCCAUGCCCGCUAAACCUGCUCAUGGAGGAGAUGCACAAGGAGCCCGGCGCUGACUAUUUUUUCCAAGCAGUGGCCACCCCAGAAAGUGCUACUAUAGAAAUCAUCUUGAGACAUGGCAAGCUAAUCACCGAGGCCAUUCAGCCGAGAGCUGAGCUAAAGUGCCUCACUCCAGGAGAGGAGAGACUGGCGGAGGCCGUGAAGGAGAUUCUGAGUGUUUCCUGUGAGCCAGCCAGCCCUGAAGCUUCCCUGAAAGCAGCUCUCAGCAGAGCCCAGGAAAAGUCGCUCCCCACCAUGGAGAUCUGCCGCCUUCUCUGCAGCCUUCAUGAGGUCUUUCCAGACCUGCAAGCAGUCCUGCAGGAGCUGGGCAACCUGGGUCUCCUUAUGAAGGACAAGGAGCAGGGUACUCCCAAGCAGUGGAAGGUGCUGGAGGCGCAGGGAGGAGCGUCGGCCGGGAGUCCUGCUGAGCCUGGGGAAGGGAGUGCUAAGGAGAAGGAGGCGGGGCUGGAGGAGCUGGAGGGCAGCGCCGCCCCCUCCCCCAAGAAGAGCUUUGUCUGCACGGCCUGUGACAAGAGCUUCCAUUUCUACUGCCGCCUCAAGGUGCACGUGAAGCGCUGUCGCGCGGCCCAGGGGAAGCAGGUGCCAUGCCGAGAAUGUGGCGAGAUGAAGGCCUCCAAGAAGGAGCUGGAGAAACACCUGCAGGAGGCCCACGGUGGGGCCGGGCCACCAGGCACCCCGAAGAAGAAGAAGAGGAGGCUCCCUGUGACCUGUGACAUCUGCGGCAGAGAGUUUGCUCACGCCUCUGGAAUGCAGUACCACAAGCUGACAGAACAUUUUGAUGAGAAGCCUUUCUCGUGUGAAGAAUGCGGGGCCAAGUUUGCAGCCAAUUCAACCCUGAAGAACCAUCUCCGCCUUCACACUGGGGAUCGCCCUUUCAUGUGCAAGCACUGCCUCAUGACGUUCACACAGGCGUCUGCCCUGGCUUAUCACACCAAGAAGAAACAUGCUGAAGGGAAGAUGUACGCUUGUCAGUACUGCGAUGCUGUGUUUGCCCAGUCAAUCGAGCUGUCUCGGCACGUGCGUACUCACACCGGAGAUAAGCCGUAUGUUUGCCGCGAGUGUGGCAAAGGCUUCCGACAGGCCAACGGCCUCUCCAUCCACCUGCGAACCUUUCAUAAUAUAGAUGAUCCCUAUGACUGCAAGAAGUGUCGGAUGAGUUUUCCUACCCUGCAAGAUCAUCGAAAUCACAUUCACGAGGUCCAUUCCAAGGAGUACCAUCCCUGCCCGACGUGUGGGAAAAUCUUCAGUGCCCCGUCCCUGCUGGAGCGACACAUGGUGACCCACGUCCGAGGGAAGCCUUUCAGCUGCGGCAUCUGUGACAAGGCCUACCAGCAAUUGUCUGGUUUGUGGUAUCACAACCGGACCCACCACCCCGAUGUGUUCGCUGCCCAGAACCACCGGUCCUCCAAGUUCUCUGCGCUGCAGUGCAGCUCCUGCGACAAAACCUUCGCCAGCACGGCCGCUCACAAGAAGCACGUUCAGGCGGAGCACGCGGACGUGAAGUUCCAUGAGUGUGAGACCUGCCAGGAGCUCUUUCCUACCCUGGCCUUGCUUCAGGUUCAUGCCAAGUGCCGGCAUUCAGGUUCCCAGCCCUUCAGGUGCCUGUACUGUGCAGCCUCCUUCCGCUUCCCUGGAGCCCUGCAGCACCAUGUGGCCACCGAACACUUCCGGCAGACGGAGAGCACGUUCGCCUGCGAGGUGUGCGGAGAGCUCUUCACCUCCCAGGCCCAGCUCGGGGCGCACUUUGACUCUGAACACGGGAAGGUCGUGGUCACGGAGGCCCAGGUCGCAGCAGCCGCCACCCAGAUGGUGCAGGUGAUCCAGGCUCCAGAGCCAGGAGCGUCGGCUGAGCAGGUGAUCACUUUGGAGCAGACCCCUCUGGCUGGAUCCCAGGUGUUUGUCACCUUGCCAGACUCCCAGACUCCGCAGGCCAGCUCAGAGCUGGUGGCAGUGACGGUGGAGGACUUACUGGAUGGGACCGUGACCCUCAUCUGCGGAGAGGCCAAGUGAAAGUGCUCCAGUGCCUAGAAGAGAUGUCGGGGGGGAGCCAGGGAGAGCCACGCUUAGCCCUGCAGAGAGCGUUCUGAGCAUGCUGGCUGGGGAGCCUGGGCCACAGAGCCCACUCUGUCUGGGAUGGAGACCCUGAGCCUGGCAUCUCACCCAGAGGCAUGGAGGCAGCCUGGCCUCUGACACAGGUCAGCUGCUUUGUUGUCUGGUUACACAUCAGCCUAAAAUCAAGUGUCGCCUCCACAACCCGUGCCUAAUGAGCAUCGGAGAAAGGAAGUUGGAGACGGAAGCUUAGCUUGAUCCCAGACGCGGCUAACAAAGUCAGGCCAAACACAUGGUUUUUAAUCUUUAUAUGAAAUGCCUUAGUAGGGCAUCAGGCAGCUCCCGCCUAGGGCAUGUUCUGCCCCUCCUUGCUGAUACCACCAGUCCAGGGUCUCCUUGUGCUGCUUAUUCUUCCAGUCCUGCCUUGGUAAGUGGUGAUCAGGAGGCCAUCAGCAGCCCACCACCCUCUUACUAAAAGGAUGUCCAAGGAGCGGGGAGAAAAGCUCCCCUUUAACCCAGGGCCUUAGCACCUUUCCCUAACCCAUUGCCCAAGAUGAUGACCAAAGCCAGCCUUUACUGUUUUAUCAUUGGGCCAUCAAAAUAAUGGGCUCUCUUCCCACUCAGCUCUUACCUCGCACGGUACAGUAAUCUCUCUCUCCCAGAACAAAGAGUUUGGAGCAUUUUCUAUUGAGAACAUGAAAUGUGAGAUAUGCCAGCUGCCAAAGCAGCCCCAGGGGCUCUGUCCUGACCCUUUGGGAUGUUCUUUGGAAUGUGCCUUAGGGACACCCCAGCUCCUUGAGCUGUCCCUUCAUGUGUGCCAGCUCCCCGGCUCCCUAACUGGAAGCCCAAAGCCACCGCUGGAGGAGCAGAGGAGUCCCCUGAGAGCCGCGCUCCUUCAUUGUAGGCAUCUGAAUUAGCAGGAGUGCAGUCAGUUCUGCCCCAGUGUGGCGUGAGAGGCAGCUGAGGCUGCCCACAGGCCCCCCGCUCCUUGCCUCCUUGUGAAGGGUCCUCAGAAGCCUUGGGGCUCAGGCUGCUGUCAGGGCCCAUUCCAUGUGCCUCUCUUGUUGCCGGGCCACGGCCCCUCUAUGACUACAUUUCCCAAAGCCUUUUAUCUUCCGUUUCCUAAAAUAUAAUCUGAUAAUUAAUGGUUUGUUGACCCCAUUAUGAAGUGCAAUUAGAUGGAUGUAGGUUCCUGCAGUUUGGAGGGAGUGCCUAGCAUUUAUCUUCCAUUCCUUGUGCCAAAAGGUGGGACUCUGCCCGUGCAGUGUUUACAUGCUGAGCCGUGAUCCGCCCCCCACGGCCCAGGCCUCGAGCCCCUCUGGAGAGCGAUGUCCACUUCAUCACUCUUCCUAGAACCAACUCCAGCAGGAGAGAGAGCCCUUUUUCUUCCAAAUGCAUUGCGCACAGCUGUGCGCAGAAGUAGAAGCCUGUUUUGUUUAGCUUGAAGCCUUUUUUGCUGCUGCCUCUCGGUUUGUGGCUGUGGGGGCUUAACACCUGUCCGUGAGCUGGCUGACUUUGUAGAUGGGAGUUUCAGACUGGCCCUUCCAUGGGGGCAGUGCCUCAGCUGCUUUAGCCUGGGCUAGUUCUGAGGGCCAGACAGCUAAGAAUAUUGGGUAGGGUAACUGAAUGACCCCACAUCAGCGUGUAUAUCCCUCAGGUUCAUCCAGUAAACCUGAAAUAAAUGAAGUUUUCAAAGGGGACAGCCUUGAAGACUGAUAAUGACCAGAAGAUGGUGCUCAAACCUUUAAGACUUGGCUUUAGCCUUAAUGUGAAGGCCCCACGGUGGCUUCCCCUUCGAUUCUUGGCAGUCAUUUAAGUUUCUUCAGUCCCCCUGAGCUCUCAGGGUUAGAAAGUACUUGACCCACAGGGAGUGACCUGGAAGAACCUGGAACGUCAGCAUCAUGGAAUGACGUGCAUUGAGGAGGUCUUAGUGCCAAAGCCCAGAGAAUCCACCGGCAGCCACUUUGUGUAAGCAGCAGCCCGUGGGCCAUGAACUAUUGCCUCCAGUUAGCUGAAGGGGGAGAGAAUGAAAGAAAAAGGAUUCAUAAUUGAGGUGACAAGAGAGUGGGGUCAAAUGGAUUUGUGUUCUAUAGAAAGGCUUGUGCAUUUCAGACUUAAAUUUCGGUUCCAUGUGAGCAUUUGGGAAAAGGCCUUCCCAGAUUUCUGGCAGAGAGAAGCAUUCAGACAGGAGCCUUGUAGCCUUCAACAGAAUUGUCGGGCCUGUGGCGUGUUGAGCAAGAGUGGUCCCAGAAUCCAUUCCUUGUUGCUGAUCAGGCCCUCCAAGGGAGCUCUCACGGAUCUGGCAGUGGCAAAUGGUUGUUGGAAAACCUAUUAUUGGUUCUCCAAAUUCCAUUUCAUUCUAAAACUGAAUGAAUUUGCUGAGCAGGGGUGGUAGAAUCUGUUUGUUCCAGAGAGGGUUCUGAGUAGGAAUACAGCUAUAUAUUGCCCCAGUGAGGAUUGCCCCUUUCCUCCCACCAAGCCCAGCUUCUCCCUUCCUCCUGUCUUCCUUAGAUGUUAUUCCAAAUAAUCCAUUCUCAUCAUGGCCCUAACAUGUCCACUAUGAGCUGAUGGUCCCCUUGCCAACGGAGGGACUACACAUUUUCUCAAGAAAUGUGUGGCAUUUCAGGGGAGUGAAUCACAAAUCCAUCUACUCCAGCUCCUGCAGUAGGAUUGAUGACUGAUGGAGAAGCAGGCAGGAGGAGAAGACAGUUUGGAAAUCUAAUUCAGGGGGAAGUAACAGGGAUCAAUUAUGGAGCUCCUGUGGGUCGGGGUUUGACCAUCACAGGGAACCGCUUUGGGGAGAAGGCAAUUAGAUGGUUAGGAAGCACGGGUUACCAUUGGAGGAUGAGUCAUUGCUUCUGAGUGUGGUGUAUGUGGAAGUAGGACCAGGAGGUCAGCAGAGCAGCCAGGAGACUGAGAAGUCUUUAUUCUCUUCUUUAAAAUAGUCUCUCUCAUCUGCCUCAGAAGCCCCAGAUUCUACAACCUUCUUAAAGCUUUCAGCUCUGCAUGGACCAGAGGCUGGAAUAUGGAUGUUGUGUUCCCAUGGUGACUAAAAUCCUCUCUGAGGAAUAAAGUACUUUCCUUCAUGGAGCACCCCAGGGCCUUGAGAGAGUCAGACGGCUGCUGGCUUAUUGAGAAAGAAGAGCGUUGCUGCCUGUUGACUGACUAAUGGAGCGGUGCUGGGUGCCCUAGACAACAGGAGGUCCGUGGGAUCCCUGCCCUCAGCCAGGUGGAAGCAGAGAAACAGGAGAAAGAAGGGGGCCUGAGGUGAACUGCCUCUUUCCUUGCUCCCUUUGCCUCCUCAGUAGGCCAGUGGCAGGACCUUAUUGGAAGGGAGACUGCAUUCCUCCAUGUGGAGGGCCAUGUGCGGUGCCUUCUUGGGUGAAAGGAGACGCCAGCCAGCUCUGGUAGAACCAGGUGGUUGUGGGAGAGGCCGCCUCUUCUAAUAACGAGAGUGUAGGGGAAAGGCUCCAUGCCUACUUCCUGCUUCACUCAGCAGCACCUGCUCCAGAGAUCUGCUUAGCACCAUUGGUGUCCCUAGAAUCCUCAGGAAAAAAGGGAGGGUCUGGCACAGAGGGAGGCAUUAGCAGGAUUUGGGAUUUAGGGAAUCGUCACUGAGUGAGGUGGUUAAUUAUCUGUCAUAUUGUGAUAGAAUGUCCCAGAGCUGGUCAGGCUUGGGCCAGGCUCAGAAAUGAAGGAAGAGAUCUGAUUCCAGGCACUUCCUCUGUAUGUGCGCCAAGGCACACACACACAAGGAAGAAAGAGACCAUCCGUGCUAGAGAUGACAGCGGAGGCCAAGGGGUUCCCAAAGCUAAAUCAAAUUUCUUCUCAAUUGUCCAGAUAUAAAAUCGUCAGUUAGAGUGCCGAGGGUAACUAGACUGGUUACCUACUGGUUGGACCUGGAACAUCCAUAAAGUUGACAAUACAAAUUCCACAUGGACUUGAUUACAGCUUCUUCCUUUUGUUAGAUAGACCUGCAUUGGUUCAGACUAAGAACCACAAUGUGGCCAUUGGAAAGUUAUGCCUCAUUAAAGGGUUGCAUGGACCGAGAUGCUUUCAGGUCUGUUCUGUCCCUGGGGCUCUGGUCUGCCUUGUCCUUUCUCCUCGUGAAAGGAUUCCCUUUUGACAGGCCUGCUUGCUUGGGUCUGGUCCAACAUAAGGUUGUGGUCAACAGAAAGGGAGAAACAGCCUGGGGUUGAGGUAGAACUGGCUCUAGAACCUAGAAUCCAGAACCAUGACCGAGCGAGCAAAGGAGCCGGUGCCAGGGCUGCCGAAGCUGUGUGGCUGCAUCUGUCCCAUCACAAAGUCUCGUUACCCCUCUAGAACUUGUCCCCAUGCAGGUAGCUCUAGUUUCUAUAGGCCUGCCGCCAAGGAUGGCAGAGACAAGUUGAACACCUGGCUGCUGUUGGUUGAUUUUUUUCAUGAAACCGAUAGAUUCCCAAACCCCAUUGUUUGGAUGGUACCUCAGUGUCCCCCCUAGUCCAUCCUUGCCUCUGCAUAGGAUGAAACUGAAGUCUUCAUUCCUGGAUUUCCUGAGUCACAUUUACCACACAAUCUAGCAGCCCUUAAUUAUAUACAGCUUUCAUAUUGGUGGUUCCUUGUUUUGUGUGUAAAUUUGACCAUAAGCUCGAGGCAGCUAGGUGGCGCAGUGGAUAGAGCACCAGCCCUAGAGUCAGUAGGACCUGAGUUCAAAUCUGUCCU
This is a messenger RNA of Vombatus ursinus (common wombat), 8743 nucleotides long. RefSeq names its product zinc finger and BTB domain containing 40 (gene ZBTB40). Lineage: Eukaryota; Metazoa; Chordata; Mammalia; Diprotodontia; Vombatidae. The transcript has 18 exons. Gene Ontology annotation, molecular function: DNA-binding transcription factor activity, RNA polymerase II-specific; protein binding; RNA polymerase II cis-regulatory region sequence-specific DNA binding. The record is from RefSeq and is a predicted model, not a curated record. Bases 215 to 4003 code for a protein of 1262 amino acids. Gene Ontology annotation, cellular component: nucleus. Gene Ontology annotation, biological process: regulation of transcription by RNA polymerase II.